Messenger RNA from Cololabis saira (Pacific saury), 3457 nucleotides. RefSeq names its product anoctamin-9. The transcript has 24 exons. The record is from RefSeq and is a predicted model, not a curated record. Gene Ontology annotation, biological process: chloride transmembrane transport. NCBI's taxonomy places the organism in Eukaryota, Metazoa, Chordata, Actinopteri, Beloniformes, Belonidae. Gene Ontology annotation, molecular function: protein dimerization activity; chloride channel activity. Bases 333 to 2660 code for a protein of 775 amino acids. Gene Ontology annotation, cellular component: plasma membrane.
UCAAAUCCAUUGUCUCUUUUGUUAUGUGGCUGUUGUAGUAUGAAGUAGGAGCUGAUUUCCUAGUUUUGCACUGGAGCUACUGUAGGAAGAACAGCGUCGAGGCUGAACAGGUACAUGCAGUAACACCAGCAACAGGUGAAGUCGCCUCUUGCAUACCUUUGCUCGGAAAAAACAACCACAGCAAUUCCUUCUAGAGGUAAUCCGGAAGUUGUCUCAGACAGAGCCUUCAUGUGAUUUUGUGUGGAGGUUUUCGGGGGUCUCAGUGAGGCUGCGGGACCAGCGGCGGCUCAAGCGUUUUGGACAUCUGGGAAGUCGCUGCUGCAUUCCUCACCAUGCCCUUCCACAAGAGACAGCCAAGUAUCGAACUGCUGGAAUUAAUGGGAGUGGUGAAAGAGAAUGGCAGCGAGCAGAUUUCACUUCCUCCUGUGAUCACGCCACUGUCGUAUGACUACGUCCUGGUCGCCAAAACAGUUGAUGACCACGAGAGAGAGGUGUUCAAGAAACGAAAGGAAUACAUAGAUGAGCUGAAGAAGAAAAACUUCAAAGUGACGAAAAUUACAGAUGAUGAUCUCGUUUUUUAUGGGAUUCAAGCGCCUAAAGAAAUAUUUGAGAAGUACAGGUACCUGCUCAAGGUGUCUGAUGCCUGCAACUGGAGUUCAGACCAGAACAUUGUGGCUCUCAGUACAAGAAUCAGAAUUGUCCACUUCAUCCUCAAUCACACCCAUAUCCGUUCAGGAGAGUGUCUGCGGGAUCUCCUGAAGGCGAAAGUGUUUGAAGCCAGGUUCUGUUUACACGAGAAAAAGAAACAGAGAGAGCUGAAGGAGAGCUGGGCGCGAUGGACAGCCUGUCUCCAAGGGCAACCCAUAACUGAUGUCAGGAACUACUUUGGGGAGAAGGUGGCAUUGUACUUCCUGUGGCUGGGCUGGUACACUUUUCUCCUCAUCCUGCCUGCUGUCAUUGGGGUAAUCGUCUUCCUCUACGGCCUCAACUUCUUCAGCACCUCACCGCUCAUAAAAGAGGUUUGUGAAUCAAACAUAGUCAUGUGUCCACUUUGUGACAAAUCUUGCAAAGUGUGGGAACUCUCAGAAACCUGCACAUAUGCCAAGAUAAGCCUGCUGUUCGACAAUAAUGGCACGGUGUUCUUUGCAAUGUUCAUGGCGAUAUGGGCAACGCUGUUUCUGGAGUUUUGGAAGAGACAUCGAGCCUCCUAUGUGUGCGAGUGGAAGGUGUCUGACUGGUGUGAGGAGGAGGAGGAACUGAUCUUGGAAAUCAUCAACGAUGCCGAGUGUGAGCCAAAAAAGUUCAAGCACUCCUAUCUGCACACCACCCUGGUUCUGAUCUGUGUCACGGCCAUGAUACUAGUGAUCAUUGGCUUGACACAUGCACUGGUGGUGUUCAGGGUGAUCGUUGCAGGCUUUUUGGCUAAGGAAUCAUGGGAGUUCAUGAGCAACCACUCCAACCUUGGGGCAAUGACGCUGGGGGCCGUCUUCCAUUACAUCAUCAUCACUGUCAUGACGCAGGUCAACAGGAUCGUAGCCAUGAAGCUCUGCGCUAUAGAGAAAACCAGAUCUUUCACCGCCACAGAGAAGAGUUUCACAGUGAAGAUGUUCACCUUCCAGUUUUUCACCUAUUUUUCCUCACUUUUCUACGUGGCCUUUAUUCUUGGCAGGAUAAAUGGCCAUCCCGGUGAUUAUGUACGAAUUGCAGGGAUUUGGAGGCUUGAGGAAUGUCACCCCAGCGGAUGUCUCACGGAUCUGUUUAUCCAAAUGACCAUAAUAAUGGUUUUAAAGCAAACCAUAAGCAACGUGUUCGAGUUCACCGGCCCCUGGUUCUGCAGGUUCUGGAAGAGGAAGAGAACCCAGAAACUACAGAGGAAGUGUGCCCACUGCUACCUGAAGGAUGAAGCCGACGUCAAAGAUGGCGCUGAACUCUGUGAGAACUGCAAGCUCCGCGACUGGCACAGCAACUACCGACUCAAUGAUGUCAACUCCUUCAGCCUGUUCAAUGAGUUUCUGGAGAUGGUGAUCCAGUUCAGCUUCACCACCAUAUUUGUGGCAGCCUUCCCUCUGGCUCCUCUGCUGGCCCUCAUCAAUAAUAUCAUCGAGAUUCGGCUGGAUGCCAUCAAGAUGGUGACUCUGGAGCGCAGAAUGGUCCCGAAGAAAACCAACGAUAUCGGUGUGUGGAUAGACAUACUGGAGGCUAUUGGUGUCUUAGCUGUCAUUGCAAACGGGCUGGUGAUCGGCGUGUCCUCGGACUUCAUCCCCCGACUGGUGUAUCAGUACCGCUAUGGCCCAUGUGCCAGCAGCAAUGCAACAGAUAUCGACUGCAUGGUCGGCUACAUCAACAACACGCUCUCAACGGCAUCAAUGCACGACAAAAAAAUUGGGUUCUUGCCGAACCAGAUGGUCACAUCUAGCGGCUUAAACGUCACCUCAUGCAGCUACAAAGACUACAGGGACAGUAACUACGAUUUAACCCCGCAGUUCUGGCUGAUUUUAGCUGUACGCUUCGCCUUUGUCAUCCUCUUUGAGCAUGUUGUCGUCAUAUGCAAAUUCAUUGCUGCCUGGUUCGUGCCGAGCGCGCCCAUGCAGGUGAAGAACGCUAAACUCUUUGAUAAGCUCAACAGACUAAAAGAGGAACUUCGGUCUUCUGAAGCAUGAUGGUCUUCAGACACCAUAGUGGGACUCAUGUUUCCCUGAAAACAUGAACCUAGUGUUGCCUUGCGUGUUUAUGUGUUUACAUCAUCACAGCACUGAGACAGCUUGAGGACGCCCAGUCAUCUCGGUGAAGAGGCCAGAGGAUGGAGGCUCCCGUUGAUCUUUCCCUGUCAGAUGUUAAAAGCCGGCUGUGUGGAUCUCAAUCAGUGGAUCUGAAUCCACCACAUGGACUUUGAAGACGGGAUAUUUCCUCCAGGGUGGGACGUGUGUGCAGUAACUGAUAUUACUGAGAUUGUUUGUAUUCUGUACUGAAAACGCGUAAACGAGAGCUUAGUGUAGGAUAUUCGUGAGCCAUAUUGGAGCAUUUUAUUGAAAGCUUAAAAGAAGUAUUUAUACUGCUACUGCAACUAGACUGCUGAUUGUGUUUUGCGAUCGCCGUACUCUGUAAAACAAAACAAAAAAAAGUGGUGACGCUUUUUUUGCUUUAUUUUAUGUAGAAUCUGAUGGUGUGUUUUGUAUCAGAAUAUUUUACAUGACAAUAUUUUAUAUUGCUGAAUAAAAGAGUAACAUUUUGUCCUCGUAGAUGAGGCAUCUUUUAAAUUUAAAAUGUGUCAGUCCUUGAAUUUGCCAGGUUACAAUUUUGAGAGUAGAGACUGUUUGUGAUAGCUAUACUUUCCUUACGUCUGCGUUGUACAAGCUGUCUUCUUGCUCUUCUGUUUUGCAGAUUUUGAAAGUGUUAUUGAGGAUUUUUUGUUUCAUAAUUGCAUAAAUGUCAUACGUGGUGUCUCUUUAAGUCUGAU